Stylonychia lemnae is the source of this 1725-nucleotide messenger RNA. NCBI's taxonomy places the organism in Eukaryota, Ciliophora, Spirotrichea, Sporadotrichida, Oxytrichidae. The record is from the annotation of a GenBank genome assembly.
AUGAAAUAGGACUAAAUUAUUAGCAUUCUUUCUCAGAAAUAGGCCCUUUUUGGCUACUUGAAGUAGAUACCAGGCUAUGGAAACUGCAUCAAUUUAUUCUAGGAUAAUAUUGCUAUCCUUGAAGCAAUUGCUAAGACAUUAAACAUAAUGGAUAAGAAUGAGAUGCCUAUCUUGAUAUCUAAAAAACUAUUAGAUGAUGAUUUCAGUCCCUUAUAUGUCAAUUUGAAAAGCAGCUAGAUAAAAAUAGUCAAUCUAAUCUUGACAGUCAUUCUGAAAUAUUAAAAUCAACUCAUCUUUAAUGAGUUGGUUGAUAAAAAUCUAAGCUAAUUGAUAGAUUUAAAAAUAGAUCUAUAAGAUUACUUUUAAAGUCACUUGCCUCUAUAUCAAAUAUUCGAUGAUUAAUAUCCCUAGAUUCAUGAAAGUGAUUUAGAAAUUAUUGAGGGAAUUAACCUAGAUAACCCAGUUGAUGUUCAUAGUAACUAUGAUAUGCUAUUUGGUUAAAAAUUAUCAGAGGGUAAAGAUGUGAGUUAAAUAAUGGUUGCUAUUGAAUAUUUUAUGAUUAAUCUACCUGAUUCACUUGCUUCAAAUUAACUUGAACUUAUAAAAACUCUUAGUAAUAGUGAUAGCUCUGAUUAUUUUGAAAGUGAAGUGUUGCAGACUAUUAUCAAAUUUAAAUGGCAGAGAUAUACUAAAUCAUUUUACCAAUUCUAAUUUAUGGUAUAUUUGUUAUUCAUGAUAUCCUUUAUCAUCGAAAUUUAUCACUCUACCUUCAAAGGUAAAACUUAGAUCGAUCCCGAAGAUGGAUCUGAUGCAAUUGAUGAUAGAAAGUCUUACUUAAUAAUUAUAAAUAAGGUCGUAAGUGCUUCAACUUUGUUUUUCUUUUUGACUUAUGAGCUAAGACAGAUCUUAAUCCAAAAGAAGCAAUAUUUCUUGGUAAUAUGGAACAUAAUAGACAUAACUUAGAUAAUUGCUUAUAUCACACUCAACAUUAUUGAGUUUUAAUCAAUGAACAUGGAUAGCUUAGUACUUUUAUUUGUGAUAGUGAUAGCCUUGUCAUUUCUAAAGCUAUAUUACUUCCUUAGAAUUUAUGAAGGCUUCAGCUUUCUUGUUCAGAUGAUAACAAAGGUCUUUCAAGAUCUCAAAUUCUUUAUUGCUUUUUUCUUGAUAUUUAUAGUGUAAUUUGGACUAAUAUUCACAGUUCUAUUUAAAGCCGCUCCAAUAGAUGAGUAUGAGGGUGUUAAUGCAUUUGGUUACUAUCUCAUGAUAUUUAGGAUAUCAGCUGGAGAUUUUUCAACAGACAAUUACAAAGAUCAAUCCUAAUACUUAGUCAUUAUCACUUGGAUAGUUUGGAUUAUUGCAGUGAUUUCUCUAAACAUUAUAUUUAUGAACUUCAUAAUUGCUGUGAUAUCAGAGUCAUAUGAAAAAGUUAUGCAGAAAAUUGUAGCAGAAUCUUACAAAGUUAAAACAUAGAUGAUCAGGGAAAGAGAACAAUUCUUUAGAUCGACUGACCUCGUAAAUGAUAAAUAUUUUCCUAAGUAUCUUGUAAUUCGUAGAUAAGUCAACUAAGAAAGCUAAGAAAAUGGUAAGCAACACAUAUUAAUUAUAUUCAUUGAAUAGGAGAAUGGCAAGGAUUUAUUAAAGAAAUAAAGAAUACAGUAAGAACUUCAGCAGUUAGAACAAAGAAUGAUUUAAUGUAAAGCUAAGCAGUUCUCUAGAAUUAGCUGA